Messenger RNA from Penicillium verhagenii, 1176 nucleotides. RefSeq lists its product as uncharacterized. NCBI's taxonomy places the organism in Eukaryota, Fungi, Ascomycota, Eurotiomycetes, Eurotiales, Aspergillaceae. The transcript has a single exon. The record is from RefSeq and is a predicted model, not a curated record. The coding region runs from base 1 to 1176 and encodes 391 amino acids.
AUGUUGGGGGCCUUGGGCUGGAUCCCGUUGUUGUUCGAGCCGUUGGCCGACUGGUACAUUCCACCCAUCCAACCCCAAGCCCGAUUACGGCCCGAGAACAAACCCUGGCAAAACAUCAUCACAGGUGUAUAUGGACACCCACCUCUCCUCAAGAUCCAUGACCGCACCGGCGAUGUCAGUUGGAGUUUCCGUCGCGAAGAUGUUGAGCAGGAACUCCCCCCGAACAUAAAGCGAUGCUUGUGGGGAGGCGCCAAUGACGCGACCGACAUGAAAUACAUGCGCGACGGUUCCAGCGUCGCCGCCAUAUACAGUGACCUCGCCUUGGUCGUCAACCAUACCCCCGAUGACCCGACACGCGAUAAGAAAAUCACAUGGGCCACCUGCCGCGAUAAUCAAUACCUGUGGAAUGCGCACAGCGUCGAACCCCUCCCCAAUAAUCUCCUUGCCGUCUCCACAACUGGGCAACGGCCCUGGGAUGGUAUUCUUGUAUACAAUGUUAGUCUCGAUAAUCCGCUCGUGGAUGAGCCGCCCGUCUUGCAGAAUAUCACAGGUCUACGCGCCAUCCACGGUAUGAUCUGGGAUGAGCAGGGCCAGAUGUUAUGGGCGACCGGCACCGACGCGGCCGCCGAUGGCACAGAUCCAGUCCCUGCCCACGGCACUAUAAUAGGAUACCCGUUCGAUGCGGCGACGGGUGAACUGCGCAAAGAUGAUCGGUAUAUCUACCGUCUUCCCAAUGCGUAUACCAUCGAAACCGAAUGGGGCAAAGGAUACCCAUGGUGGGCCGGGCCACACGAUCUCGUGCCGGUACCUAAUCAGCGUAAAUUCCUCAUCUCAGAAGAUCGGGGCUUGCACGCCUUUGACAUCGAGACGGGCGAAUUUUUCGCCGAGUAUCAAGAUGUCCAGGACAUGUUUAUGCAAGGCUUUGAGGUGACGACCGAUGAUCGUCACGGAAUAAACCACACAGGUCAGUUUGAGGAGCUGCCGCAGUCAGAUCUGAAGAGUUUCAACCUGGCGCCGGAUGGCAGCUUUAUUUAUGUGCAGUCUCUCUGGACUAAGUUCCGUGGCUUCCAUACCAGUUUGGUGGUAAAUGGUGCACGGCGCAAGAUCAACUUGGGCGAUGAAAUCUAUCGGUCGCGUUGGUUUGACGACAUUGAGGGAUGGCCUAAGCCGAAGUAA